This is a messenger RNA of Peromyscus californicus insignis, 1097 nucleotides long. RefSeq names its product cAMP-dependent protein kinase inhibitor gamma (gene Pkig). Bases 249 to 479 code for a protein of 76 amino acids. Gene Ontology annotation, cellular component: cytoplasm; nucleus. Lineage: Eukaryota; Metazoa; Chordata; Mammalia; Rodentia; Cricetidae. The transcript has 4 exons. The record is from RefSeq and is a predicted model, not a curated record. Gene Ontology annotation, biological process: negative regulation of cAMP-dependent protein kinase activity. Gene Ontology annotation, molecular function: cAMP-dependent protein kinase inhibitor activity.
GCGGGCGCGGCUCGGAGAGGAGCGGUCCGCCAGGCGGCCGGCGAGGGACGGGCCGCGAGGACGCCGGGCAAGGACGGAGGGCUGGACUUGGUCCCCCGGGCCCGGGAGCGGGCGCCUGCGACGCCCUCUGACCCCGGCCGGGUUCGCCGGGUUCGGACUUCCACACUGAUUAAUCAAGAGUGAAAAAUCUGAAGAGAUGCAAGCAGGAAAAAGAAAUUAAACUAGGCCUGAGGAACGAUGCGACAGGCAUGAUGGAGGUCGAGCCCUCCUACUCGGACUUCAUCUCCUGCGACCGAGCGGGCCGUCGGAAUGCAGUCCCUGACAUCCAGGGUGACUCAGAGGCUGUGAGCGUGCGGAAGCUAGCUGGAGACAUGGGCGAGCUGGCACUUGAGGGGGCAGAAGGACAGGCAGAGGGAAGUACCCCAGACAAGGAGGCCAGCAGCCAGCCCCAGAGCAGUGAUGCGAACGCCUCGUCUUGAAGAGAGACCUGCUGUCCCCUCCUGGAACUGGAGCCCGGGCACAACCCAGCAGCCUCUUCUCUGAGCCCAUAUCCCAGGCCAGCCAGGCCAGCUGAGAGCCUUGGGGAGGCCUCUGUGGCCCGUACUCCAGCAAAGUUGUCUGCCCACACCCACAGGCUUCACUCUCCCUCCACCUCCCCAUGGUACCCAGGUACACCAUCACCACGGGAUGUUAUUUAUUCAGCCAGGUGGGGGCGGGGCUCGAGCCAGGCCCUGCCCCAGGUGAGCAGCCCCCACCCGGACAGGGUGUGUCUCCACACCACUCAUCCCUCCAGCCAGCCGCCUGUGUUGGAAAGACCGUCCUAGCCCUUUUUUAAAGCCUCUUUUACAUUUUUUAAAAACAUAACUUUUUUCAGCAGAGAAGGGGGAACUGACAAUCACUUUUUUCUGUUUUGGUUUUGGUUUGAAAGCCGUUUUAAGCUUAGUUCUGAUGAUCUAUGCAGCUCUGUUCCCCCAUGGAGCCUCAUAGAUCCAGUUGUAGGGAAAAGAUUUGGACUCAAAACUAACAGACCAAUUCUUUGCCCUUUGUAACAAGAGAGUGAUACUUAGGUCCCAGGAAAUAAAUGCUGAUGAUUUGUG